Molecule: messenger RNA, 1992 nt
Organism: Postia placenta MAD-698-R-SB12
Lineage: Eukaryota; Fungi; Basidiomycota; Agaricomycetes; Polyporales; Adustoporiaceae
Exons: 14
Coding region: 1-1992 (663 amino acids)
Source: RefSeq, a predicted model, not a curated record
AUGUCGCCCCCGUAUUCUGACACCCCCGACUCAGAUGAUCAGUUCGACGACGACGAUCCGUCUGACAAUGGCCAAUGGUCCGACGAUGACAACGGAGGGCCCGAUGACGACCUUGACAGUGGGUUCGACAGUAUGGCUUCCGACGGCGAUGGCGACACCGAUGACGGGAGUGAUUUCGGCGAUGGAAACGACGAUGAUGCCACGGCCUAUAGCGACGGCAGCGAUGUGGACAAGUUGAGCAAACAAUUCGCUACAGCAAACAUCGCCGCGGCUGCACCCGUCAAUCGCUCUAUGAACUUAGCCGCGACGGCACCCGUCAGUCGCGCUAUGGCUAAGCCGCAGAACCGUGGCGGACAACGGAUGUGUGCCGUCUGUGGUAUUCGUCCUGCAUAUAGCCAGAAUGGGAAGAGCUACCCCACCUGCGGAAUGACUUGUGCGGCUAAGUACAAACCUAAUGGCAGUGGUGGAGGCGGUGGCCGGAGCAGCAACAAUACAGCUACUAUCGUGAUUCUCUGUGUGGUCUGCGGUAAGAAGCCGGCAUACAACCAUGGAGGGAAAAGCUAUCCGACAUGCGGCAAUACCUGUGCAGGGAUUUACAAGGCUGGCAGAUUCACUCGUCUAUGCGUGAUAUGUGGUAUCCGCCCUUCGUAUCAUAAGAACGGGAAGAACUACCCUACAUGCGGCCUCACCUGUGCUGGAAAAUACAAGAUCGCCACGGGGGGUGGUCACGGUAGCGGUGGUACUACUCGUCUAUGCGUCCUUGGGAAGUAUCACUUUUGCGGGCGGACGUGCAAGAAACUGGCAUUGAAAACAACACCAAGGAUCAUGGAGAUUCCUCAGGGCCAUGUCACAUGGAAGAUGGUCCGGGCGAAGUUCGACAACGCUUGGAAGUCGCCCAAUAAUGUCGCCAAGCCAACCAUAAAGCACGUGUACAAGAUCGUCGAGAGCGCAACGUUCACUAAGCCGUACGACGCUUACCGAAAGAGAGUCCACAAUGAACGCUUCCGCUAUCACGGUACCACACGCGUGUGUCAAUUGGGGAACACGGGCCACACGAAGCUGUGUAACUCGCCUAAAUGUGCAGUAUGCAAUAUCUUGAAGACUUCGUUCAAUGUGACCCUUGCGAACCCAAGCGGAGCGGCAUGGAGUUACAGCUCGAAUGGCACUGGUGUCAUGAUUCUCAAUAAAGUCGUCCUCGGACGCGUCUAUAACGUCACUGCCUUCAAUCAAGUCAUGUCUCUCCCUUCGGGCUACAAUUCCCCUUAUGAUGAGGAACAGAAGUGGUUGGCCGACUGCAUUCUCGACCAUAGAUGUGUCCGACGCAGCUGGCGUUAUCUCGUCCGUUGGACUGGCUACUGGUCGCCUGCCUUGGAGAUCGAAGCUCUUGAAGCUUUCAAAUUUAGUACACAACAUGUUUGGUCUCUGAACAUCGUAUGUAUUAUAUGUUGGAACAACGGUGCGAACGGCGCGGGGGCGCGUUUGUCCACGGGCGUAGCGAUGCCCGUCAGGGACAAUCGCGUGCGGGGCCUCCGGCCCCCGGCUACUCGCGCGCCCGAGCUUGCGAGGUCGUUCCUGACCACGCGGGUCAGCGCGUUUCAACAUUAUACAAAGCUGGUUGUCAAGACUCGAUUGGACACUGUUGAGACGAAGAUAAGGCAGAUUCAGACGCUGCAGGAUGAUUUUCAGGAAUUUAAAGAUCGACUGCCUCUGUAUGUUGCGAAUCUUACCAUGAACUGCGCUACCCCUUUGUUCUACCCCGCCAAUGUGCCGAACGAUCAGAUUCCUGCCUGGGCUAAGAAGAAGUCCGGACAGCUGAAUCUAUCGAUGAGGUGGCUGAACUCCUCCAAUUGUCGCCUUUACAAAGAGAUGUCACGCCUAUUCGCCGCAAGCAGCAAAUUUACGAGUUCUUUGGAAUACUGGGUGAUGCUUGCAUACCUGAAGAAGAUGAGAUGUUUAUUGAACACACCCACGACAUGCACGCAGCACGUAUGA